AACAACACCGCCCCCUGUGCUGGGCUUAUCGGUGCAGGUCCCGCCCUCGGCCAGAGCGUUUCCGGUGAGGAGUCAUGUGACGGGUAGAGCAGCUCCUGACGUACCCACAGCAACAUCUUCAUGGGGAGCCGAGCCGGGGACAGGUAUAGCAGAGCGGCUUGAUGCUGCACAGAACCCCUUACACCCCAUGGAUCCUCUGGGUGCCAGGUCGUGCUUUGUUGAUGCCGACAUUCUCCCGUGCUGGGCUGAUGUAAGUAAUGAAGAAGGAGAAGACGUGCCAGACGGGGGCAGGAAAGAUGUUCCAGACGGAGGGUCCCACUCUCCGUUUCCAUACAGAAAGGAUAUCAAUGAGAAGGUGAUACUGUGGAAAGGUGACGUGGCAUUACUAAACUGCACGGCCUUAGUGAAUACCAGCAAUGAGACGCUUACGGACAAAAACCCGGUUUCGGAUAGUAUAUUCCGCUAUUCCGGGCCUGAGCUGUUGGAGGAGAUGCAGAAGCUUAAAGGAUGCAGGACUGGGGAAGCCAAACUCACAAAGGGGUUUAAUCUGGCAGCACGGUACAUCAUCCACACGGUGGGACCUAAAUACAAGACCAAAUACCGCACGGCUGCUGAAAGCUCCCUCUACAGCUGUUACCGGAACGUUCUUCAACUAGCCAAGGAGCAAGGUAUGGCCUCAGUUGGGUUCUGUGUUAUUACCACCCAAAAGCGAUGUUACCCCCUGGAUGAUGCUACACACAUUGCAUUACGUACAGUACGGCGGUUCCUGGAGGUACAUGGCCAAGCCCUUGAGAAAGUGGUUUUUGCUGUUACAGAAGAAGAGGAGGGAACAUACAGGCAAUUGUUACCCUUGUACUUUCCGCGGUCUCUAGAAGAAGAGCAGAGGUCUAUUCUUCUCCUGCCCCAGGACAUUGGGAAUUCUGAUGGGGAACCUGUGGUGCCGGAGCGUCAAAUCCGUAUUAGUGAGAAACCGGGGGUUCAGGAAGAUCCAGGGCUUCCUAUAGCUGACUACUGCACCCUGUGUGUUACAGAGGACUCUGAAGAGGAGGGGUUGGUGAAGGACCUGUCUGUUAUUGGCUCGCAUGCCUUUGCUCGCAUGGAGGGGGAUGUCGAUAAGCAGCGGCGCCUGGCACUACAGGGGCAACUGUCGGGAGCUGCCAUGCAGAAACAGCACCAGAGGAAUUACAACCGCUGGCUUUCUCGGGCACGGACAGAAGACCUUUCCGACAUUGCUGCACUCAAAGCCUUGUACCAGUCUGGAGUGGAUAACUGUGGCCGCAGUGUCAUGGUGGUAGUAGGAAGGAACAUUCCAGUGUUACUGAUUGACAUGGAGAAGGCUCUCCUGUACUUUAUCCACAUGAUGGACCAUGUUACAGCCAAGGACUACGUGCUGGUUUACUUCCACACCCUCACCGGGGAACACAACCAUCUAGACUCAGAUUUCCUCAAGAAUAUGUACGACAUCAUCGACGUCAAGUAUAAGAAGAAUCUGAAAGCCCUUUAUUUUGUUCACCCCACGUUCCGCUCGAAGGUUUCUACUUGGUUCUUCACUACGUUCACUGUAUCUGGCCUGAAGGACAAGGUGCAUCAGGUGGAGAGUUUACACCAGCUCUUCACUGCCAUCCCUCCCGAGCAGAUAGAGAUUCCUCCCUUUGUCCUGGAUUAUGAUGCCCGGGAAAAUGGGCCCCUCUUCACUUCACAGUCUUCCUUCUUGUCUCUCUGACCUUCUACAUGUGAUUGGGGAGUCACAGCCCCUCACAUUGCUCUUCAACACAGGCUUAUGGGGACUGUCAGGACUCUGGGAGCAAAGCCUCUUGCUCAUGUGGGUGCUGCACCCGUCUGAUCUGGUAGUACCAGUGGAAGGAUGAAUUCACCCAGGCACAUGUGUGGCACCCAGGGGUUCUCCCAUUUUUAUUUAUUCCUCUUUGUGUUGAUAUGUAAAUAAUACCGCAAGCUGCCUGGGCUUCCAGCCUCUUCCUAUGGAGCAACAGUGGAUUAGCCCAGUGCACUCCUACAACAUAUGCCAUCUUCUGAUUGGCUGUGGAUUAUCCAACCCACUCCUGGAAUAAACACCUUCUUCUAAUUGGCUGUGGAAUAUCCAGCAUGCUUCUGGAGUAAACACCCAUUUCUGGUUGGCUGGGGAUUAUUAAAUCUAUUUCUGGGACAUACACCACCUUCUGAUUGACUGUGGAUUAUACCGUCCAUUCCUAGUAUAAUCACUCUCCUGACUGGCUGUGGAUUAUUCCGCCCAUUCCUAGUAUAAUCGCUCUCCUGACUGGCUGUGGAUUAUUCUGUCCAUUCCUGGUAUAAUCAUUCUCCUGGUUGGCUGUGAAUUAUCCAGUCUGUUACUCUCUUCUGAUAAUCAUACCUAGGAAAAAAUACCCUUUUCUGAUUGUGGCUUAUCCAGUCAGAUUUUAUAACGAUCCCCGUUUUUCUUCAGAAGUGGAUUAUCCAUUCCAUUCCUAGAAUAAACCCCUCAAACCCAUUUCAGUCUGUCCUAAAGUUAAGUACCAGCCUCUGAUUGGACUAUCCAGUUUGCUCUCUGAAACACCCUGGUUUUGAUUGGCUGUGGACUAUCCAAACUAUUCUUAAAAUAAACACCCUUAUAAUGUG
Messenger RNA from Xenopus laevis (African clawed frog), 2613 nucleotides. RefSeq names its product ganglioside induced differentiation associated protein 2 S homeolog (gene gdap2.S). The transcript is spliced from 14 exons. Bases 188 to 1723 code for a protein of 511 amino acids. The record is from RefSeq and is a predicted model, not a curated record. Lineage: Eukaryota; Metazoa; Chordata; Amphibia; Anura; Pipidae.